Molecule: messenger RNA, 498 nt
Organism: Macrobrachium nipponense
Lineage: Eukaryota; Metazoa; Arthropoda; Malacostraca; Decapoda; Palaemonidae
Product: gastrula zinc finger protein XlCGF7.1-like
Exons: 1
Coding region: 1-498 (165 amino acids)
Biological process (GO): regulation of transcription by RNA polymerase II
Cellular component (GO): nucleus
Molecular function (GO): DNA-binding transcription factor activity, RNA polymerase II-specific
Source: RefSeq, a predicted model, not a curated record
AUGAGAGAGAAACCAUUUACUUGCUCUGUAUGUCAAAGAAGUUUUUCUCAUCAAAGUCACCUCAAACCACACAUGAGAACUCAUACAGGAGAGAAACCAUAUACUUGCUCUGUAUGUCAAAGAAAGUUUUCUCGUCAAAAUAAUCUAAAUAGACACAUGAGAUGUCAUUUAAUGAAACAAGGAAUUGACAAUUUGGAGGAUGAGCAUACCAGUUUCACAGAUGAUGGAUCUUUAUUUGUAGAUUCUUCCACAGAAGUAAAGGGGGAGCCAGAAUAUAUUGAAGUUGAUGUAAAAUAUACAUACCAGGAUAGAAAGAGUGAAGAAGACCAUCCAAGUUUUGACACGGAAAGCGGAAAAAAUGAACCAUGUUGGUUGCUCUAUAUGCCAAAGAAGUUUUUAUCGUCAAAGUUAUCUCAAAAUACACAUGAGAAACUCAUACAGGAGAGAAAACCGUAUACUUGCUGCUGUAUGUCAAACGAAGUUUUCUCGUCAAAGUAA